AUGGGCUCCAGGCCAAACCCCAGCCUCCACCGCGCUCUUCCUCACUCUCUCUCUCCUCUCCUACCUCUCUCUCACCUUCCUCCUCACCCGCCUCCCGCUCUCCCCCAUCAACCCUGCCCUCCUCAAACCAAUCACAGCCGUCCACAACCUCCUCCUCUUCCUCCUCUCCCUCAUGAUGGCCGUUGGAUGCACCCUCUCGAUCCUCUCCCCCGACACCCCAAGCCUAGACUGGAUCCUCUGCUUCCCACCCCACAUUUCCCCAACUGGGCCCCACUUCUUCUGGGCCUACAUCUUCUACCUCUCAAAAAUCCUCGAAUUCCUCGACACCCUCUUCAUCAUCCUGAGUGGCUCCAUCCAACGGCUGACCUUCCUCCACGUGUACCACCACGCGACCGUGCUGGUCAUGUGCUACCUGUGGCUGCGCACGUGCCAGUCCUUGUUCCCGGUGGCGCUCGUGACCAACGCGUCGGUGCACGUGCUCAUGUACGGAUACUAUUUCCUGUGCGCGGUUGGGAUCCGACCCAAGUGGAAGCGGGUGGUGACGGACUGCCAGAUCGUGCAGUUUUUGUUCAGCUUCGCGGUGUCGGGUCGGAUGCUGUACCUGCAUUUCUCCGGGUCGGGUUGCUCCGGGAUUUGGGGCUGGUGCUUCAAUGCGGUCUUCAAUGCCUCUCUUUUGGCUCUUUUCGUUGA
Molecule: messenger RNA, 690 nt
Organism: Prunus armeniaca (apricot)
Lineage: Eukaryota; Viridiplantae; Streptophyta; Magnoliopsida; Rosales; Rosaceae
Source: the annotation of a GenBank genome assembly